Messenger RNA from Solea solea (common sole), 4496 nucleotides. RefSeq names its product actinin alpha 3b (gene actn3b). Gene Ontology annotation, cellular component: cell junction; plasma membrane; cortical actin cytoskeleton. The transcript has 21 exons. Gene Ontology annotation, molecular function: calcium ion binding; actin filament binding. Gene Ontology annotation, biological process: muscle cell development; actin cytoskeleton organization. The record is from RefSeq and is a predicted model, not a curated record. Bases 102 to 2795 code for a protein of 897 amino acids. Lineage: Eukaryota; Metazoa; Chordata; Actinopteri; Pleuronectiformes; Soleidae.
CUUGUCCUCACGGCGUCGUUGUCGUUCCCACUGCUGAAGCUCUCUUUUUUUUUUCUUCACUAUAAGAGGGGGACCUGAGAAGUCCUGACAGAGGCGGCACCAUGACAGCUGUCGAAACCCAUAUCACAUACAGCAACUCCUAUACGAUCACCCAGGAAGAGAGGUACAUGAACCAGGAGGACGACUGGGACAGGGACCUGCUGCUGGACCCCGCCUGGGAGAAGCAGCAGAGGAAGACCUUCACAGCUUGGUGCAACUCCCACUUGAGGAAGGCCGGGACACAGAUCGAGAACAUUGAGGAGGAUUUCAGAAAUGGCCUCAAACUCAUGCUGCUGCUGGAGGUCAUAUCAGGUGAGAGGCUGCCCAAACCCGACAAAGGCAAGAUGCGUUUCCACAAGAUCGCCAACGUGAACAAAGCCCUGGACUUCAUCUGCAGCAAGGGCGUCAAGCUGGUGUCCAUCGGUGCCGAGGAAAUUGUUGACGGUAAUGUGAAGAUGACCCUGGGUAUGAUCUGGACCAUCAUCCUGCGCUUUGCCAUCCAGGACAUUUCUGUGGAAGAGACUUCUGCCAAGGAGGGUCUGCUGCUGUGGUGCCAGAGGAAGACUGCCCCCUACAGGAACGUCAACGUGCAGAACUUCCACAUCAGUUGGAAGGAUGGCCUGGCUCUGUGUGCCCUCAUCCACAGACACAGACCUGACCUUAUUGACUACUCCAAACUGAGAAAGGACGACCCCAUUGGUAACCUGAACACCGCCUUCGAGGUGGCCGAGAAGUUCCUGGACAUCCCCAAGAUGCUCGACGCUGAAGAUAUUGUGAACACACCCAAACCUGAUGAGAAGGCCAUCAUGACCUACGUGUCCUGCUUCUACCACGCCUUCGCUGGAGCUGAACAGGCUGAGACAGCUGCCAACCGUAUCUGCAAGGUUCUGGCCGUCAACCAGGAGAACGAGAAACUGAUGGAGGAGUACGAGAAGCUGGCCAGCGAGCUGCUGGAGUGGAUCCGCCGCACCAUGCCCUGGCUGGAGAACCGCGUGGCCGAGCAGACCAUGCGCGCCAUGCAGCAGAAGCUGGAGGAUUUCCGUGACUACCGCCGCAUCCACAAGCCGCCACGCGUGCAGGAGAAAUGUCAGCUGGAGAUCAACUUCAACACCCUGCAGACCAAGCUGAGGCUCAGCAACAGGCCCGCCUUCAUGCCCUCUGAGGGCAAGAUGGUGUCGGAUAUCGCCAACGCCUGGAAGGGUCUGGAGCAGGUGGAGAAGGGCUACGAGGAGUGGCUGCUGACAGAGAUCCGUCGUCUGGAGAGACUCGACCACUUGGCUGAGAAGUUCAAGCAGAAGUGUUCGAUGCACGAGACCUGGACUGCAGGUAAGGAGGAGCUGCUGUCCCAGAAGGACUACGAGUCGGCCUCUCUGAUGGAGAUCAGAGCUCUGAUGAGGAAGCACGAGGCCUUCGAGAGCGACCUCGCCGCUCACCAGGACAGAGUGGAGCAGAUCGCUGCCAUCGCCCAGGAACUCAAUGAGCUGGAUUACCACGAUGCUGCCUCAGUCAACUCUCGCUGUCAGGGCAUCUGUGACCAGUGGGACAACCUGGGCACUCUGACCCAGAAGAGGAGGGACGCACUGGAGCGCGUGGAGAAACUGUGGGAAACUAUCGACCAGCUGUAUCUGGAGUUUGCCAAGAGGGCGGCGCCCUUCAACAACUGGAUGGACGGAGCCAUGGAGGACCUGCAGGACAUGUUCAUCGUUCACAGCAUCGAGGAGAUCCAGAGUCUGAUCACAGCUCACGACCAGUUCAAGGCCACUCUGCCCGAGGCCGACAAAGAGCGCAUGGCCACGCUGGGCAUCCACAACGAGAUCCUGAAGAUCGCCCAGACCUACGGAAUCAAGCUGUCCGGAAUCAACCCGUACACUAACCUCUCCUCCCAGGACAUCAGCACUAAGUGGGACACUGUGAAGCACCUCGUGCCCCUCAGAGACCAAAUGCUCCAGGAGGAGGUGGCCAGACAGCAGGCCAACGAGAGACUGAGGCGCCAGUUUGCUGCCCAGGCCAACAUCAUCGGACCCUGGAUUCAAACCAAGAUGGAGGAGAUCAGCCACGUGUCCGUGGACAUCGCCGGCUCCCUGGAGGAACAGAUGAACAGCCUCAAACAGUACGAGCAGAACAUCAUCAACUACAAAUCCAACAUCGACAAGCUGGAGGGCGACCACCAGCUCAGCCAGGAGUCCCUCAUCUUCGACAACAAGCACACCAACUACUCCAUGGAGCACAUCCGCGUGGGCUGGGAGCAGCUGCUCACCACCAUCGCCAGAACCAUCAACGAGGUGGAGAACCAGAUCCUGACCCGCGACGCCAAGGGCAUCAGCCAGGAGCAGCUCAACGAGUUCAGAGCCUCCUUCAACCACUUCGACAGGAAGAGAAACGGCAUGAUGGACCCAGACGACUUCCGCGCCUGCCUCAUCUCCAUGGGCUACGAUCUGGGUGAGGUGGAGUUUGCUCGCAUCAUGACCCUGGUCGACCCCAACAACAUGGGCGUGGUCACCUUCCAGGCCUUCAUCGACUUCAUGACCCGCGAGACUGCCGAGACGGACACCGCAGAACAGGUCAUGGCCUCCUUCAAGAUUCUGGCCUCAGACAAGUGCUACAUCACAGUGGAGGAGCUUCGCAGGGAGCUGCCACCAGAGCAGGCCGAGUACUGCAUCAGCCGCAUGACCAGGUUCACCGGACCCAGCAGUCCCACCGACGCCCUGGACUACAUCUCCUUCUCCAGCGCCCUCUACGGCGAGAGCGACUUAUAAGAAAGAAAAAAAACAAAACCCUCCUCUCAUCCCUUCUUCCCAGCUUCCCCCUCUAUAUUUUCUCCUGUUUUGGGAGAGAGCAAUUUUAAAACCCUUCCACUGUCCUCCUUAACAGGCUUUGUUCUUAUCAUCUUUUCCUCUCCUCUCCCUCCUUCCCUUCCUCCCUUGUCCUCAUACACUGCCUAGAGAGGGGUGAGAGUAGAAGACUCUGCUCAAAUCUGGACCGUCCCCUCUUUUCAAGUGCCUUAAAGAAAAACAACAAACAGAAAUGUGCCAGGUAUUGCACUGAACUUAUGUAAAGGAACGUACAUAUAAACAUACCUGUAUUUAUUUAUUUAGGAGACGAUACAAGGGAGAAAGAAGUUUGAAAAAUAAAAAGUGUUGAGCAAAGCCUCCUGCUCUCCCUCCCCUCCCUCCCUCCCUCUCUCUUUCUCUAUCCUUCAGAUGACAUAUUUUUUUUGUAGAAGGGUAAAUUAAUUAAAGAAGGAAUCGUGAUAUAAAAAAAACAAGCUGGUUGGUCAGUUGGCUUGGUUGUGUAUUUGUGCAGAUGCAUGCUUGUUGUUGAAGUUUAGAAAAAUGCUGCUGUAUGUGUGAGUCUCAGACUCUUUCUUCCCUUAAUCGUACAAUCAAAAAAAAGAUCACAAAACCGUAUUUGCCGAGGAGAAACGCGAGACAGGUGCUGCCACAGAUUUAUUUUUAUGUAAGAAUACACCACAGGACGACAGACGGGCCACGUGAGCGAUUUAAAAAGCUCCAGUGUGUCAGAUUUAGUGACAUCUACUGGUGAGGCUGCAGAUUGCAAUUAAUGGCAAAGAUGACUCUUGUCGGAUUUUUCUUGUGUGCGUUUCUGCUUUUUUAACUCUUACUUUCCUCCAGUGUUCAACUUUCCAAAAUGAGUGUUUUUAAUUAUGUCGCCAUUACAUGUAUGGGGAAAGAACACAUUCUUCUUUCCUCAUUGGUUUCUUGCAGUUACACAUGUUUACCACUAGAUGGCACACUGCAUUAUUUAAAAAAGAUGUAUGGCUUUUGCUUUAAUAUAAGAGCAGUUAAAAUACACUUGUUUUUUAUGAACACUGGAGAAAAAGUCACAUAUUCAGUUUUGUCGUAAACCCAAAUAAAUCUUACACACUGGUCCUUUAAAAUCGUAUAAAGCCCAGAAUGUGAAAGGAAAGAUGAACGAGAGAAUCUAAAACGUUGACACGCAGAGAGAGAGAGUGAGGGAGCAACUCGACGCAAAGCACUGUGGGUUAAAACGUAGACAUGGCUAAAUGAAGGAAGACAAAGAAAGAUAAAACCGUCACGUCCAGAGAGAGCGAUCCCGCUCUCGACGUCCAAACGUCCACGAGGAGGAGAGACGUUGGACGGAGAGAGUGUGUGCGGCGAGGGGGACGGACAGGGCAUCGGAGGGGGAAAGUUGUGGACAUAAAUACGGAGAAUUGAAACUGUACGUGGGACCGCGGCAGGCUUGUGUUAGCGAGGAAAUCCCAGGGUUUUUAAAAAUAAAAAAAAAUGGCGGACGAGCUAUGAUGACGAUAAAAAACAAAAACCCAGUGCAAGUUGACUGUUCUUCCCUCUUCGUUUCUGCUUCAUUCUUUUCCUCCACAUCAUCUUAAAACCCACUGUGUCAAUCCCUGACGUCACAAAUAACAGUUUCACUUUAAAGUUCAACUUGGAAUAAAAAAGGAAAACUAUAUUACUAAA